CGGCCAGCUGAGCGGGCCGGGACAGGCCGGGGGCCCCCGCGAGCAUGGAGCAGGCCAGUCGGGUCCAGCGCCGGCUGUCCCGAGUCGGGGAGAGUCUCUACGUGGUGCUGGGGCUGCAGAAAGGUGCUGCACCUGAGGAUGUCAAGAAAGCCUACAGGAAGCUAGCUCUGAAGUUCCACCCGGACAAAAACCCCGAGGACCCAGGAGCAGCGGAGAGGUUCAAGGAGAUCAACGCAGCCCACGCGACGCUGAGCGACCCUGAGCGCCGCCGCCUGUACGACGAGUAUGGAUCUCUGGGGCUCUACGUGGCGGAGCACUUCGGCGAGGACAGUGUCAAGUACUACUUCCUCAUGUCCAAGUGGUGGUUCAAGGCCCUAACUAUUGUGGGCGCCCUUCUCACCUGCUGCUGCUGCUGCUGUUGCUGCUGCUUCUGUUGCGGGCGGUGCCGGCCACCGGAUGAUGACGAGCCCUACAAACACGUGGACCCCGAGGACCUAGAAGCACAGAUCCGGGCUGAGGACGGAGGUGCUGACCCCAUGAGAGUGCAGCCUGCCGCCCAGCCUGCCCUGCACAUCACAGAUGAGACUCAACAGCCCCGGCCCUGACCGGAGCGAGGACCCUGAUCUCUGACCCCCCUGAGUGGUUCCCGUCUCCCCCCGCCUCAGGGCCCCGGCUUCUGUGGAGGACGGAUCCCGGCUCUGGAGCUGUCACACCAGCUGACUCUCCCCUACAGCCCACGGCACGGGCACUGGACACCUGCGCCUCGCCGGGCCCUUCUCCUCCCCGUGCCUAUGCCCCGCUCCGUUCCACUGUGACUCAUCUCUCAGGAAAAGCAGGCGUCGGGGGGAGAGGGGAGAGAGCUCCUCGUUGCCCUGCCUCUCUGGGACAGCUAGAUACCAGCACCAGGCGACAUGCACCAGCAAUGGCACCUUUCCCCGCUCCCAGGAUAUUCCUUCCUGUGACCCCAAACUCUAAGGUUCCCAUUCUGCGGGCAGGGGUGUUCACCGGCGGUUGGGGUGGGGGAAGAAAGGGUGUUUCUCGCAAAGCUUCCCCCCGCCGUGCCCCCCGUGCCAAAGUGUUCCUCCCUCCCUUCCCCUCUGCCCUGCCCUGACCACUUCGUCCCCCCGGCCCCUCCCUUAGGAUCUACUCUGGCCUCCUCAAGGAGGACGAGAAAGAAGGAGGGAAAGCAGAGACCUGGAACAGGAAUGAUAAUAAAGGAGCUUUUGUACAGUC
Tachyglossus aculeatus (Australian echidna) is the source of this 1233-nucleotide messenger RNA. It is a transcript of the gene DNAJC5G, whose product is annotated as DnaJ heat shock protein family (Hsp40) member C5 gamma. The record is from RefSeq and is a predicted model, not a curated record. The transcript is spliced from 6 exons. The coding region runs from base 45 to 605 and encodes 186 amino acids. Lineage: Eukaryota; Metazoa; Chordata; Mammalia; Monotremata; Tachyglossidae.